AGAAGAAGAAGAAGAAGAAGAAGAAGAAGACUGCAGCUGGCUUACUAGUAUUCCCUCUGAUACAACAGCCACACUGCAACUACAGUCUACAGAGUCAAGAUCAUCAUGAAUACUGCAAUGACUGUUAUCGUUCUUCUGGUCUGCUCAGACGUCAUCUACAUGAUACAAGGGAGAGUUAUAGCAGAUCCUCGAUGUCGCUGCCCUAAAGUACAUGCAGGUGGGGUGACUACCAGUUUAAUCAUCAAACUGACCCGUUACCCUCCUCGCUCACACUGCUCUAAGGAAGAAGUCAUUGUCACACUGAUAACCGGAGGUUUGCUCUGUCUCGACCCAAAUGGGAACUUUGCCAAAACACUGAUUGAAAGACAAACCAAAGCAAAUCAACAGCGUCAAAAUCAACGUUCCAUUGAGACUCUCUCCCCACAUGCCACCACUAGCACUUGAUCACUCUUUGUCUGGCACUGGAAGCUGUGCCACCCUGCAACCCCUCUGCUGGCUUGCCUCUGAAGCGGGGUUGGCCCGGUCGAGCCUUGGAUGGUAGACAAUAACCAGAGCAAGUGAUGUUGGAGGGCCAGUAAGGGGUAAUGUUCCCUCUGGUCCAAAGAGACUUAAAUCAAUGAGUCAGGACAGUGAUGGGGACACUGCCCUACAAAGGGUGCUGUCCUUUUAAUAUGUUUAUUAUAUGUAUUUAUAUAUUUGUAUAUAUAUAGUAUAGACA
This is a messenger RNA of Coregonus clupeaformis (lake whitefish), 718 nucleotides long. Its product is annotated as interleukin-8-like. Gene Ontology annotation, biological process: cellular response to lipopolysaccharide; neutrophil chemotaxis; antimicrobial humoral immune response mediated by antimicrobial peptide. The transcript has 4 exons. The coding region runs from base 106 to 444 and encodes 112 amino acids. The record is from RefSeq and is a predicted model, not a curated record. Gene Ontology annotation, molecular function: CXCR chemokine receptor binding; chemokine activity. NCBI's taxonomy places the organism in Eukaryota, Metazoa, Chordata, Actinopteri, Salmoniformes, Salmonidae. Gene Ontology annotation, cellular component: extracellular region.